AUGGGCCAAAAAUGUGUAAAGCCCUAUACAUGCUAUCUGGGUCGGACUGGGCCCAUUACAACUUGGUCUAUUUAUCCUAUAGGAACAAAAAAGAAAAGAGAGAUACAGAAAUCCCUAGAUCGAAAGAAAGAAGAUGGCGGAUACUCUGCGGCGGAUGUUGGAAAGCGGAAAGCUAACGGACGAACAAUGCCAAUGGCAAUAGAUUUGGAUGAAGAGAUGGGUGGAUGCACAUCUGAGAUCACCCCUGUCGAUAGUAGAAAAAGGAAAAAGAUAGCGAUUCAAGGAACAAAUGAGGAAGAAGAAGUCGACAACCGGAAAUCUCUGCCGCAGUUGUUGGACAUGCGGAAGCUACCUAAUGAAGAAAAGAAACGUAUUUUUUACCAAUAUGAAGAACUAGGGGUUGAAGAAGACAUGGAUUACAUUAGGCAAAUCGCAUAUACUCAGGGUUUCGAUUUCAAGCCUGACGUUUGUAUCCCACGUCUUGAAGGAUACUCACCAUUUUAUUUUGGCGAAAACGAAGAACAACCACCUACCGAAAUGGUUCUCUACGGCCGUUUGGGAGUUCAUUGGUUCAACUUUGAGCAGAAAAGGAAGUUGAAGUUCAUACGCAUACCAAAAUUGAAUACCGAACAUCCCUUUUCUGUUUCUUACUUUAUUACUGUCGAGGUUAAAGAUGAUGAUGCUGCUGCUGCUGAUUCUCUCACUUUGCAAACUCUGGUCAGGAGACCUUCCUUUCCCGAGUUGAAACUCUUGAUGGAACGCUGCAGAAUCAAACCAGCGGAAAUAUCAGACCACUCGUUUAACUGCUUCUAUCAGUCUUUCCGAGGAUGUAUGCCUACCUUUUUGUCGGAACUACCAGAAGAAGCUGAUGAUGAUGAUGAUGGUGUUAGAUUCUACGAGGUUCAGACCAAGGACAUUGAUAAUAAUGAUUGGCUUCGUCUCUAUACCGAGUUUGCACUUUUCCAAGUUUGCGAGGCUGGAUCUCAUUCUUUCCUGCCACAGCAGAUAAAGAUAAAGAAGAUACUUGUGGAAACCCGAGAACCUCAUACUGAUCCGUCUCUCAAGCUCGACUCUAUGAAUGCUAUCUUCCACAUAAGCUUCAGGGCCAACAGUUGCGACUACACAUCGGUAGUAAGGAGAUCUACCGAUGGGAUUUCAGGACAUAUGUUCCUCGAAGUUGAAAAUUUCUCUCCACAAGUUCCUUCAUGAGAGGAUCAAAGUUGGUGGUAAACCCGGUGCACUCUGUGAGAAGAACAAGAUCACUGUCACUUCUGAUGGUUUAUGUCGUUUAGCUAUCCACCUCAACUAUAUCUAUGCUCUUGUAUUUGUCUUCUAUCCUAUCAAACAGCUUGGUUGAAAAAACCAUUACUUCAACAUUUUGUUUGUGUGUGUUUCUGUUGACGAUAUUCUUGUGUUUUAAAUUUGUCUUUUAUCAUUUUCCUACGUGUUGCUACUCUAAUCAAACUUUGCCGUUUGUUCUC
Messenger RNA from Arabidopsis lyrata subsp. lyrata, 1481 nucleotides. Its product is annotated as UPF0725 protein At3g44770. NCBI's taxonomy places the organism in Eukaryota, Viridiplantae, Streptophyta, Magnoliopsida, Brassicales, Brassicaceae. Bases 1 to 1209 code for a protein of 402 amino acids. The record is from RefSeq and is a predicted model, not a curated record. The transcript has 4 exons.